Molecule: messenger RNA, 333 nt
Organism: Hevea brasiliensis (rubber tree)
Lineage: Eukaryota; Viridiplantae; Streptophyta; Magnoliopsida; Malpighiales; Euphorbiaceae
Exons: 3
Coding region: 1-333 (110 amino acids)
Biological process (GO): translation
Cellular component (GO): ribosome
Molecular function (GO): structural constituent of ribosome
Source: RefSeq, a predicted model, not a curated record
AUGGCUUGGAAGGGUGCGGCCGAAAUGGCUUGUGGGGUCAACAUUAUCUCAUGUUUCAGAGUGGAUCCUUCCAUUUCUAUACUGAGCAAGGCAUUUUCUUCAGACAGGCCUAAAACGUCUAUUUCACCGUCAAAAUCUUCAGCAACAGAAUGUCAACUGCCUCCUAAUGAAGGGGCAAGAAGAGUAAGACUAAAAAGGCAUGUUGCAACAAGGCUUCCUUUCGUUGAUGCAUUCCUCUUGAAGAUGAAGAAGGAAAAAGUUCUACUUGCUAACAAGAAAAUUUGGUCACAUCGUUCUGUUAUUAUACCUGAAUUUGUGGGUUACACAGUAUGA